Molecule: messenger RNA, 5560 nt
Organism: Limulus polyphemus (Atlantic horseshoe crab)
Lineage: Eukaryota; Metazoa; Arthropoda; Merostomata; Xiphosura; Limulidae
Product: endochitinase A1-like
Exons: 8
Coding region: 33-2057 (674 amino acids)
Source: RefSeq, a predicted model, not a curated record
AUUGCAUUCUGCAGAACAGGUCAUCCACAGUUAUGAGCAGUUUCCCAGGAAGGCCUAGUUCAACAACGUUUCUUUGUAACCAGGAGGAAGUUAAACCAGCCAACCAGGGAAAACUAGGAGACACUAAGUCAUCAGUACCAGAUGUUCCAUUCAUCAGGCAUCAUCCUCGGCCAUCUGCCGUUUGUACAUUUGGGUUGAGGCAACUAGGUAAUGGAAUGUUUCUGCUAGAUCGUCGGUGGGACCUCCAGAGGGCAGCAUUCAGGGCUGCUGUGUGUACAGAACGAAGUGGACACCCUCCACCAUUGAAGAAACUGUGUGUAGAGUCAAGGCUUCCUCCAGUUCCAGAACCUACUGACCCGAGUGAUCCUUACUAUUUUACCUGUCCUGAUGCUUCCUCUUCACCAUCACCAUCUGGCUUGUCAGUUAAUUCUACGAACAAUGCUUUUGUAACAACACUUUCAUUAACUUUCCCUCAUUCUGUUGCCUUUACAACAGUUGCCAAGACAACAUCUCCAAAAUUAUCAACAAGCAAUUCUACACACAGGCCAAUGAAAUCAAAGCUUGGUGUGAGUAAAGCUGUGAAAAUGAAGGAGAGUAAACCAACUCUUUUAGGAAGUAAUGCACACUCCACACUGGCUGGAAAUGCUGCCAAGAAGAAAGAACAUGGUGAAACAUUUUCUCGACUCAAUGUUCUAAAUAACAAAAAUGUGAGAAGUAUGGCAUUACCUACUGUACAUUCUUCUGUUGGUUCUGUAACAGUGAAUGCUGGAAGUACGUUUCCUUUGUCAUUUCCAUUUAGUUUGGGUGAAAACUUUGGUACUCUGUCCAGGAUACAAGCUGCAUCUCCUCCUACUAGUGGUAGAAACAGUUUCAUGGCAUCUUCAAGUGGCUUUACAAGCCAGUCAUCAAGUUUACACAGCACAGUCACAUCAUCUAGUGCUAGAAAAGAAGGGAGUAUAAUGGUCACAGGAGUAGACAUUAUCAAUGGUCAAAUUCCAGUUACCAAUGCACUUUUACACUCUGUUACAGUAGGUAGAUUUGCUGGUUCUGGUCCUAAAUUAUUAGCAACUCCUGGUGGUGGUCUUGGAAUAACAUUGGGGGGUGCAGGACUUAUUGGCCAACUUUCUCAAAUACAAAAUCUUCAUGAGACAUCAAUAUCAGACCAUUUGGGACUAGUGAAUAGUCAGUCUAUUGGAAGCCAGAAAAGGACAUCAUCUUCAGGUGGAAGUAGAGCCAUUAGUACCAACUCCUCUUCCAGUAGUGCCAAAUCUAGAACGAAAAAUAGAAAAUCUUCUCUGUGCAAGUCUGUAGCAAGUACUGCUACAUCUACUAACCACACAGCUGUCUCACAACCUAUGGGUGUGGGGUUGCUCAUCAAGGGUACAUCAGGGGGAGGAUUCUUUGCUACGCUAGGAGAACUUGGUAGCACAAGUGGCAACCAUGCAGUUUCUGUCACCUCCUCAGUUAACUCAAGACCAGAGUCCAGCUGCAGAGUUUCUGUCCACACAGCCUCGCUUCCUAAUGGACUUAGGCCUUGUCCUCCGAACAUCCUUCAGACGGCAGUUACUACAGUUGAUGUCUCGGGUUUAGUCAACCAUGCCAUCUCAUCCAGUUCACCUGCUUUCGCUCGAGACCAAGGGGCAACUAUAGGAAGUAAAACAUGUAAAGGAAAAAGUCCAAAUAAACAAUCAACAGCUUUUUCAAAGAACUUGUCACUCCAUUCUCUCAUAACAUCAUCAAUUGCCCUUCCUAAGCUACCGUUAGUUAGCACUACUAGUCGAGCCGAUCCCUCACAUACCAAGACGUAUCAGCAGGUCUUUGCUACUCAAAUGUUGUCUUCUUCAGAGCUUAAUCAGUUACAUCUUCCAUCACCCGCAAGACAAGGAUGUUCAUUAAAAACCCCAACCAUUGCCUUUCCUUUAAAACUUCCUUUAUUGUCCUCUUCUGGAAUCACUGCCACUAUUACCUCAGCAUCUCAGCAACAGGCACUAGUUAAAGGUGAAGAACAUAGGCGGUCAGACAGUCAAACACAGGGUUCACAGUCUUUCCCAACCUGAUUCAUUUUUUCACCUACUAGUUAGUGAAAUCCUGGUAUGGUGAAGAUGGAGAAGCAUGGAGUUUGAUCAAAACUUGCCAGUUGUGUGGAGAUGGUGAAGGUGCCUGAACCACAUCAAAAUCUGUGACAAGUGAGCUCAAGAGAAAAAUCUUAACAGAAUGCUUGUUAAUUUCAGUGGCCCUCCAUAUCUACUCUGUUGAGAAGCUGGAACCUGUGUUAAGUCUGUGAUUCUUAUGAACCUGUUUUAUACGUAUAGAGUGGUUGUGAACAACCUUGCACUUUCUCCAUUUUUUUCUCUUUAAAUCAUACAUAUUGGCCUCUCUUAUGUAAAUCAAACUAAAAAUGUCAUCAAUUAUUUGUAGUACAUCAGUUUAAAGUGUUUUCACAAACAUUAGUAGAAUGUUUUCAUGACUUCUUUAUAUCUUGCACACAACUCCCAGUUGCCAGUUUCAUUAGUAUGAAAUUUGGAAGUGUAAUUUGUUUGCAUAUCAAAUAAUGUUAUUUGAAGCUAUAUUAAAAGAGCCACAUACAGAUAUAACAAAAGAGUUUUUGUCUUGGUGUCUGAAGAUUUUACUGAAAGAAUUUUGUUUUUACAAAGGGAUUGAUAAUCAGAAAGUUAUCUGUUGAAACACAUAUAUUGAUACAAUAGUCCACAUAACCUGAUUCGGUAAAUUGUUACUUAAAAUAUCAUUUAGAAAUCAAUGUUAAUCGCUCUUGUUUUCUUUCAUUCAAAAGCUUCCUGUUAAUUCUUGUUUGGCAUGUUAUCCAUUUAAAGGGCAAACUUCAAAUUUUUGUCUUUGCACAAAUAAUAUAAUAACAGCUUUGAGGUACAGUCUGAAGUAAUUAAAAAACUGCAGCUUGGAAGGUUUUGAAAUAUUCUCUCAUUACUCAAUUUUUCUUGUGUAAAAAUUUGCUUUCUUGGUGAACUUUCUUGUAGAUUUAAUAGACAGUGAUCGGUAGAAGUUCUUAUCAACUACAAAUUCUUAAUAAACAGGCAUUCAGUAGCAAAACUAAUAAUAAUGAUAGAAAAAGGUCAUCUCUGUUUAUAUAUAUAUAUAUCAAAGUAAUAUAAAAACUUACUGGUUACUUACUAAACAACCUAAGAGAAGCAGUUAACUUUUUCAAAAUGAAAUAGCUAGUUGAGAGCAUAGCAGGAGUCAUCCUCAAUUAUUACAUUUCAUUCAGUGUUUUUAUUGAGUUCAGCUGUCCCUAUUAAUGUUAUUAACCUGAUGAAAAAUUUCCCAAGAAAAAAAAGAGGGCAGUUCUGAACUUUAUGUAAAUGAGCAUGUUAGGCUAACACAUCUGUUGUGGUAUUUUUUUUCAUUGGCCUUUUGAAUUAGUGGUUGUGAACAAAGAACAUCUGCAUAAAUGUCGGAAAAAUUUCAGAUAACUGAACACAAAGCUAAAGGACUUGUGUCAAAAGUACCUUAGAGUCAGAUAUUACAUGCGUUAAUAUUUUUGCAAAGAAUUAUGUAUUUCUUGUCCCUGUGUAAGAGAAAAUUGUUUACUUUGGUAGUUCUUUUCAUCACAUUUAACUGGACAAAUAUUCAAAAAUAAUGACACAGAUAUAAGCACUUUUUAAAAAAUCUAUAUGAUUUUUCACCAAAUGUUUUUUUUACAAAUUUGUUGCUAGUAUUGGUAUUACAACUGUUGGAACAUAUCAAAAGUAUUAUAUCAGAAACUAGGUGUACGUUUUUCCUAUGUUUAUAAAAAAAAAAUUCUAAAAGCAAUAACCCUUAUUAUUUUGGAAACUUGUACUUUUCAUUUUUAUCUAUUAUUGUUUGAUUCAUCUUUCCUACUGUUGUAUUAAGAAGUAUCUCAAAAACUGGUCCCAUGAAAUAGAAACUGAGAAAAUUCAGUUGCUUUAAAACAUAAUUUACCAUCAUGUUCCAUGGAAGUCUAGUUUUAUUAUUAGCUGGUGUGGUGCAAGGCCUAAAUUAAAUAAAAAUAUUCUGUAUUGAAAAUACAGCUUAUAUUGACACUUUGAACAGCAAUAUAUCUAAUUUUGCAUACUUCUUUGUACAUGUUUAAUUUGAAAAGUCAAAAACCUGCAGAAAAAGGUUACGUUUUUGUAAAAUCUUCGUUAACUAGUUUUGUCAAAAGUGAAAAUACUCAGAUUACAUGGGAGAUUACUUUUACUUUUGGAAAGAUUCAUUCAUAAAAAUUUUUAAACAAUGAAUGCAUAUAGUAAAUAAGAUUGUAUUUUGGUUUUCUUAACUUAAAUAACCUUAUCUUCAGUAAUUUUUUAUGAAUUGUUCUGGCUGCUGAAAAUCUGUAGUUUGACUUUUCUGCAUAUUUUGUGAUGUCAUCUGUGUACCAGAACAAUAUUCUCUAGGAACUUUGUCACUAAGUUUGAUACAAAUCUAGCUACGAAUUGUUUAUUUGGAAGACUAGAUAACAUGCUAUUUUUGUUCUCAUAAAUAUGUUAAGGAACACCUUCGUCAUAAUUACGAUCCUUUUUUUCAUUUCAAUACUUUUUCAUAAAGUAAAUCUUUCUGCAUGGUAAUUCAUGAAGUGACAAGACAUGCUUCUGAUGAAAGGGAUUAGCAGGAACUGAAGUUUGUCACUGUAUCUGUAAACGUUUUGGUUUAUGUACUUCCAUUAGCACUUCCUUCUGGUGUGACAGUCAAAAAAAAAAAAAUCUUUAGUUCAAAAACUAUUAUGCAGAUGAAGGUAGAAAUAAUGAAAUGUAAGUUAUAUCAGAUUGACCUUUCUCCCUCUACAAACAAGAGAAAAGAACAAAUGAUUAGUGCUAGUACUAUUGAAAAUUUCAAAUUUGAAGUAGGUUUUCUGUUUUCAAUAAAUUUUAUCUUAUACAUCUUUAAGAACAAAUUAACUUAUUUUUGAAUUUAUAAAAAGUUGUAGCGUGUAUUGAAUAUUUAAAUCCAGCAAAUUCAGAUAAAAUUGAAAAUUGUUGGAAUGACCUUAGAAUUAACAGGUGGAACAAAAUUUAUUAUAUACCACUGGAAGUAUGUCAACAAAGUGAGUAAUUUAUUCAAUUGAAUAGUCUGCUACUGGGUAAUUAGUUACCAGAAUCCAGAAUUUUAUGUAUCCUAUUAUUUAUUUUACACAACCAUUAAGUUUACUUGGGUCAUGUAUGAAACUAUUUCAAUAAACCAGAAUAUGGAACUUCAACACUUAAGUAGAAAAUAUUCCUGUUUUGAGACACAAGGAGUCCGCAGAAUCCAUAAAGGAAUGAAUUGAAUUAUGCACAGCUAUUAUUUGUUCUUUGGGUGAGAAGCAUAUUGUGGGAGUUUAACUUUUUCAUUAAUGUUGAAAUUUUGAACCAUGUUUUGCUCCACAAGGAGGGUGGGUAAUCAUUAAAACAAGCGAGUCAUUUUCAAACUUGUAAAUAUUUUUUGGUUUGUGAAUUACGUAUUCUUUGUGUGCCUGUGUGUGUGAAUCUUGAGGUAAUUUAAUACACAAAGAAAAAUAGUUCUAAAUACAAUUUUUUGUAAAUUCCAUGUAUAUAUAAUAAAGCCUAUUUAUCUAUGUUGGUGUAAA